AUGGACGAUCAACUGGAAGGUGCCCAACUGCUCCAGAAGCUCUUCACAUGCUGUCUCAUUGCUAAUGGCCUAUCCCGGCCCUUCGAGCAUGAUAUUGCCCGCAAGGAAGAUGCAGAGCCCGAUAGCCUUGAACAUCAUUUUCUCAUGUAUCUUCCUUCCAACUAUGUCAACGUUGACCACCCUAUGGUUCAUUCUCCUGUUGUGAAGAAAGCGCGGGGUGUCGUGUCAAUAAUGUCGGAUUCGUUACCAAAGACUCCCGGACUACCAGGGACUCACUAUCCUCCCCACGCCUGGCCUUCUUUUGUCCCACAGCAUUUCGUCAAAUCCCAUUGCAUGCGGGCGAUCCAACCACCUAUCUACCAUUUUAAUGGAACCCCAAUCUUGCCUGUUGACGUGGAGGAUCAGCUCGACGCUGAGAGUCUUAUCUUGUGUGCCACAGUCCCUUUUCUUAACGCGGAGGAAGUUCGUCUGGUGGGUUACGCCAUAGACGAUACUCCCGGUUCACCUUCACACCCACUGAGUCCAUCUGUCGUCGAGAAAGAUAUCGCCCUCUCCCACUCAGAUCAUGAAGACAAUUCUAGCUCCUCUGAAGUGAAAACUACUCUCCGAAGCAUGCCUAAUCCCACACGUUAUGAACACCAUACCUCCACUAGAAUCCG
Acaulospora colombiana is the source of this 659-nucleotide messenger RNA. The record is from the annotation of a GenBank genome assembly. NCBI's taxonomy places the organism in Eukaryota, Fungi, Glomeromycota, Glomeromycetes, Diversisporales, Acaulosporaceae.